AGCAUUAGGGUUUAGAGUUGGGAGAGCUGAACAAAGAAAUGUGUCUAUCGAAGAGUUGAGUGCAAAUUCAUUGCGAUAUAUUAUAAUUUAAUUAAAUAAUUAAUUAAUAAUCAGCCACCAUAUUAUAUAGUUUAUAGUAACAGCAAGAAGAGAAGAAACAUAAAAAAGAUAAAAGAAAGAAAGGAAAGUAUUUACGUUGAUUAGGGAAAAAAAUGGCUACCGUCGGUCGUGCUCGUGAAAUUGAUGGAACUGCUAACACUAUUGAGAUCGAUAGCCUCGCGCGUUUCGCCGUUGAUGAGCAUAACAAGAAACAGAAUUCGAUGCUGCAGUUUGGUAAAGUGGUGAAAUCGAAGCAGCAGGUGGUUUCUGGGACAGUGUAUCAUAUAACUCUUGAGGCGAGUGAGGGAGACAAGAAAAAUGUUUAUGAAGCGAAAGUUUGGGAGAAGCCUUGGUUACAAUACAAGGAGUUGCAGGAUUUUAAGCUUCUUGAUGAUGCUUCUGCUUAAUUUGGUGGCUGACUUGUAGUACAUUAAACUUGGAAAGAAAAAUAUCAAGAAAUUGAAGCAUUAUUCAGUAUAAAAUAAAUGUAACUUAUGAAUUGGGUUGUGACCUUGCAAAUGUUUGUGUAAAUUAUUCUUUCUUAUGGAUGGUGCAACUUGGUGAAGUUCUUGUAGAUUGGUGCGAAGUGAUGCAUUGGUCUAAUGAAGCCUUCAUAAAAUAUGCAUGCUAAUUGUGUGAAAUAAAUUUAUUGUGUUAUAUGUUUAAAAUA
Messenger RNA from Mangifera indica (mango), 769 nucleotides. Its product is annotated as cysteine proteinase inhibitor-like. The record is from RefSeq and is a predicted model, not a curated record. The transcript has 3 exons. Lineage: Eukaryota; Viridiplantae; Streptophyta; Magnoliopsida; Sapindales; Anacardiaceae. The coding region runs from base 213 to 506 and encodes 97 amino acids. Gene Ontology annotation, molecular function: cysteine-type endopeptidase inhibitor activity.